Messenger RNA from Durio zibethinus, 1259 nucleotides. Its product is annotated as protein TIFY 10A-like. Gene Ontology annotation, cellular component: nucleus. The record is from RefSeq and is a predicted model, not a curated record. NCBI's taxonomy places the organism in Eukaryota, Viridiplantae, Streptophyta, Magnoliopsida, Malvales, Malvaceae. Gene Ontology annotation, biological process: regulation of jasmonic acid mediated signaling pathway; regulation of defense response; response to wounding.
AGCACCCUCUUGAUGCUGCAAAAAACAAGCUUAAAAAAAGCCCCAUUUAUUCCUCGUGCUUUUAACCCACCUCUCCGUCCCACAUUUUCAAAGAUAAAACCCAUUUUCUCCUUCUCUUCCUCAGCUAAUCAUCGCAAUUUCGAACAGAUCCUUGAAUGCAGCUGUAAGUUCAAAAGAUCUUGGUAUUUCGGUUUCGAAUCAUUCUCUGAAAACCUGAAGUAUGUCGUGUUCACCGGAAUUUAUGGGUCAGAAACCGGUGAGGUCGCCUGAGAAGCCUAGCUUUAGUCAAACUUGUAACUUGUUGAGUCAGUACUUGAAAAAGAAAGGUAGCUUUGGAGAUCUAACGUUGGGAAUGACAUGCAACGUAGAAGGUAAUGGGAAACCGGAGAUGCUACGUCCUACCAUGAAUUUGUUUCCUGUCAAUCCGAUGUCAGGUGAUGUUUGUGGCCGGAACGUUGGAGCUCCUAGGAACUUGAGAUCCAUGGGUUUGUUCCCCCAACAAGCUGGUUUUUCUGCACCGGCUUCUAAGGACGAUGGUCUGAAAAGGGAUGAUUCUAGUGUUACCAGCUUGAACAAAUCUGCUGCAGUGGAGCCUCAAACUGCACAGAUGACUAUCUUUUAUGGUGGACAAGUGAUUGUGUUCAAUGAUUUUCCGGCUGACAAAGCUAAGGAAAUCAUGCUUUUAGCUAGCAAUGGCAGCUCCCAAAGCAACAACUUCAACCCCAAUCCUGCCAAGACAAACGCCCCCUUUACUUCCAGCAGAGCCGGCAGUCCAAUUGAAUCUGGUGUUGGAGUUCGUCCUACCUUAAAUGUGGUUCCUAAUUUCAGAAACAAUGUUACUCAGGAAUGCAUUCAACCUGCUCAGCGGCCAAUUCCUGGCGAUCUACCACUUGCUAGGAGGGCUUCACUCCAUCGGUUCCUGGAGAAGAGAAAGGAUAGGAUAACCACGAGAGCACCAUACCAGAUAAGUGGCUCGGCAGCAUCUCCUUCCAAGCGAAGCGAUAGCAAGUCAUGGCUGGCUUUGGCUGCUCAAUCGCUGCAGUAGUCUGGGAGCCAAGUUCAAUUCUUUUUGAAGGCUUCUUUUUAGCCUGUUAUCCCCUUUUUUUUCAGCAGGUUUAAGCCUGCUGUUUCCUAAGCUGUUUAUUUUUGCUUCUAGUUAUCAGCUCCAACGAGCCCUCUCAGAUCCUAACUCUCAAUCAAAUCUCACUAUUAGUUUCUUGUAAUUAUUUUUAUUAAAAAAAAUUCUUAUUUGAUGUUAA